Oncorhynchus gorbuscha (pink salmon) is the source of this 3871-nucleotide messenger RNA. Its product is annotated as GDNF family receptor alpha-4-like. Bases 490 to 1851 code for a protein of 453 amino acids. Gene Ontology annotation, cellular component: signaling receptor complex; external side of plasma membrane. The transcript has 8 exons. Lineage: Eukaryota; Metazoa; Chordata; Actinopteri; Salmoniformes; Salmonidae. Gene Ontology annotation, molecular function: signaling receptor activity. Gene Ontology annotation, biological process: nervous system development. The record is from RefSeq and is a predicted model, not a curated record.
AACACUGCUUGAUGUUUGAGAUGCGCCAUGCAGUCUGACUAAUCUAUUUUCAACUCUUGCAACCGCAACUACGGACCGACGACGCAAGGCGACACAAGUGCAAUUGAUAAUUAUUCAAAACGAAUUCAAGUGGACUGGCCUCUGUGUCGCUUGACAGCUUCUAGAAACUUUGGAGGGACAUUUUUCUAACACAAGACCACGGAACGCUUGAACGGGUUUUUGAGUAUUCUUGACCACUGCAGGCUAAUCAAAAUAUACAUGUAAUUUAUUGUACUGCCACCCUCUCUUAAAAAAACACGUGACAACUGCAAUCACUGCAUUCCUGCGAGUCCAGGUUUAGGAAUUGUCACACAUUUGCAAGUAUCGGCUACCUUGUUUCAGUCGAUCCUGGGACAAACGCGGUGUGGCUGGAUGUUGCAGGCGGUGGGUCAGUGAGCGCGAGGACCAAGUACCUCUACGAAUUCCCCAACUCCCGACCUAUCUUACCUGAUGCCGUGCAUGAUGAUUGUCCUUGGAAUACUUUUGAAUGUCCUCAGUCAUGGCAGCGUGCUGUCAGGCUCCAUAGACUGUCAGGAGGCUGAGCGAGGCUGUGUACAGGAUCAGGACUGUACGGCAGUGUACAGGGUGCUGGAGUACUGUGCUGCUGAGGAGGCCGUGUCGCCCCUGGGCCCAGACGCCCGGGGUGAGUGUCUGGAGGCCCAGAGCGCCCUGCAGCAGUACCGCCCCCUCCAGGCCUGCAAGUGCCAGCGUGGCUCCCGCCGGGAGGAGCUGUGCCUCAGGGUCUACUGGACCGUCAGAUUCGCUGUGUAUAAUGAGUACGAGGUGUCUCCGUAUGAAGAUCUGGAGGUGGAGUUUGUGAGGCACAUAGAGAUGUCACGCAUGGCCUCCAUCAUGGCAGCCUCCUCUUUUCCUCUGGAUGGGCAGAACCAGUGUCUGAAAGCAGCCCAGGACUGUGGUCUGUAUGAGAAGUGUGGUUCUCUGAGGUCGGAGUAUGUUGUAGCCUGCACCAAGCGGGCUCCGGGCUCCGACGGCAGCUGUAACAGACAGAAGUGCCACCGGGCACUGCGGCGCUUCCUGGAGCGGGUACCAGAGGAGUACAGCUUCGCCCUGCUAUUCUGUCCCUGCUCUGAUGCCCUCUGUGGGGAGCGCCGGCGGAAGACCAUCGUACCGUCGUGUUCCUAUGAGGAGAGAGACAGCAAACCCAACUGCCUCAGCCUGCAGGGCUACUGUGCCAGGGAUGAGCUGUGUAGAUCUCGUCUGGCUGAUUUCCAGCACAACUGCCAGCCCUCGUCACAUUCUCCCUCUGGCUGCAUGAGAGAAAGUGGAGCCGUCUGCCUUAAGGCCUACGCCGGGCUCAUAGGCACCAUCAUGACCCCCAACUAUGCCAACAAUCUCAGUAUGGACGUGUCCCAGUGGUGCACCUGUGAGGGAAGUGGGAACCAAUGGCAGGACUGUCUGCGCAUCAUGAACAUGUUCCACAGAAACGUCUGUCUGCGUAAUGCUAUCAGUUAUUUAGGUGGCGCUUCCCCUCGCCCUGUGGAGAGCACCACCCUGCCCCCUCGUCACCACGCAUCAGCCACUCCCUCUCCACACAUCUUUCAGGACAAGGACAAGACCAAUGUCAACGUCAACAUUUUAUCAGAACGCAACAGUGUGGAGGACCACGACGAAGAGGAGGUAGAGGAGGAAAGCCAGGAAUUCAAUGUUAUCCCACUGUAUUCUGAGAAGGAGAAGUCUAGUGUGGGCUCCGGGACCCGAGGAGGCCGUAGAGGAGCGGCAAGCCAGACAGCACCCAUGCUGCCCCUGCUGCUGCUGCCUGCUGCUAUGCUGGGCUGGUGGUGUCCGGUAUAACCAGCCCCCCUACUACCCCUCUUACGAUCAGCUACAGUAUCACAUUCACUGGGUCACCUCCACCAUGGCACUGAGACUGAUGAGGAGACUUAAGGCUGAGGGAAGAACAACCACAAUGAGGAAAUGGACAUUCACACCUUUCUAUUAUGGCACUCUGUCUUACAUGCAUUUCAUGCUUUCUGUUUUCAUUUGUUACUUUCCAUCAUUAUUUUUCUGCAAUCUCUAUCUCUCCUGCUCCGACUGCUCAUGGUCUUUAGUAGUCCUAGCUGCCCAUCUCUUAGCUCUUCUCUCUCACAUCAGUACACAUGGAGUUGAACAAGCUGUGCAGAUAAAUAAAUAAAUGGAUGAAUUAAUAAGGUCUGUCUGGAGGAAUCGAUGUGGCUGUCUGUCCAGUGCCUGCCUCAAGAUUGGGCAUCCAGCUCCACUCUCCCUCUUCAUGAGGAACCCACAUCGCCCAAGGCCAGUAACAACACCUAUCUCAAAGAAAACAUGACCAAUGAUUGGUGGAACCAUGAUAGUUAAUUCCUUUUGAUAUAUGUUGAUAUAUCUUCAUAUCUUCUCUCUCCUUUGUUAUCUUCCCUUAUUUCAUCAUGCUAUGUUCCCUUGGAUAGCAGGGUUGUUGGGUAAGCCACUUUGUCUAUGUCGUCUUUGCCAUAAGCCAAUAACUAAAGAAAAGAUAGAUUGAGGGAUGAUGUUGUUUUCUCUAUGUUGCUCCCUUUGUUUGCUUCCUUCUUCAUCACUUCAGACUAGAUGCCACUGGUCCAUAGUUUCCCAUCUCUAGUUCAUACACCACUUAUUCUCCGCUUAGUUGAGGUCUGAAAAUUCCACCACAGGCACAAUGAGACAAAAUUCUAGUAAUGACAAUGGUCGAGGAAAGCGGAAUAAGCAAUAAAACAUGAAAUCAGAUACCUCAGCGGGCAGGUGCUGAGGCCGUCUGGGUUUGGGCUCAGGGGAGAGAGGAACCAAUUUACUGCUGUCUGAGGUUCACAAAUGCUUUCUGUCCCUAGGUGUUGUUAUAGUUUUGGAGAGACAAUAUCACACUUAGCCAUGCUUUUCCUGACUGUGUUUGAUCAGGGAGAAAGUGGGGAGAUGGGGUACUAUAGAGCCUCUGGCAACUCUGACCAUUGAGCAUCACAUUGAGCCUUUCUCUCUCUCUCUCUCUCUCUGCCUGAUAAAUCUUUUGCUGAUGUCAAUUAUUUUUUUUCUUGCAUCACUAAUUUUCUUGUGAACAUGGAGAAUUAGCUCCCACCUGAGUGGAAGUAGGUAAAAUACUGUUGGUAAAGGGGGACCUACUUUACUGUGGAAUUGUGAACGUGACGUUUAUUUAUCGACAUCUUUCCCUUCUUGAGGGAGAUGUUAGAUAAGACUCAUGUUCUCAGAGAUAAUACAUGAUGCUUAAAAGAGAUAAAUAUUUACUGGGCAUAUCAGUGCUACAGAUGUCUCUGCCAGCAGCAUACCACCCUGCAUCCCACUGCUGGCAUGCCUCUGAAGCUAAGCACGGUUGGUCCUGGAUGGGAGACAAGAUACUGCUGGAAGAGGUGUUGAAGUACCAGUAGGGGGUGCUCUUCCCUCUAAGGAGACCCCAUGGCUGUGAAGGGGACACUGCCCUGCAUAUGGUGCUGUCUUUUGGAUGGGACUUUAAAACGUCCUGACUCUCUGUGGUCAAUAAAGAUCCCAUGGCACUUAUUGUAAGAGGAGGGGUGUGACCCUGGUCUCCUGGCUAAAUUCCCAAUGUCAUGCCAUCAAAUCAAAUUGUAUUUGUCACAUGUGCCGAAUAUAACCUUACAGUGAAAUGCUUACUUACAAGCCCAUAACCAGCAAUGCAGUUUUAAUAAAAAUAGGUGUUAAGUAAAAAUGAGAUGAGUAAAAAAUAAGAAAUACAAGUAACAAAUAAGUUAAAGUGUUAAAGUGACUAUGUAUAGAUAAUAAACAGAGAGUAGCAGCAGCGUAAAAGAGGGGUCUGGGUAGCCAUUUCAUUAGCUGUUCAGGAGUCUUAUGGAUUGGGGGUAGAAGCUGUUGA